GUGAAACUUUAUAAGCAAAAAGUAAAACCUGAAGAAUACUAAAAUUUAGAACCAGGGAGAGCAGACAUUUGACCAACGACCAACGCCCCCGCGUCCCUUCUGCAGCUUUUUAGGGUUUCUCUGGUUUUGCUUCCAGUUUUUUGGUUUGUCAGCGUUCUUGAUUCAGCUACCGGAAUAGGGUCUCGGAAUUUUGUGAAAGAUUGAAGAACAAGAAGUGGGGCGGAAUAGGAUGGAAGAAGGAUGGAGGGGAGCUGGAAGCAUUGAAUCCACCUUCUAAGUCAAUUCUCUCAGAUGGGGCAUUUCACUGUGAACCUCUAGGAAGUAAGUUCCCACAGGAGGGGAAGCAGCAUAUUUAUUUUGCUAACACUUGGGAGGGCAGCAAUAUAUCCGUUUCAUGUUUUAUAUCAAGUAUCCAUUUGAUGCUGUGAACAACCUAAUGCGUCUGGAUUUUGCUGGAGGGGAAAAGACGCUUGAGAUUCUGCCCUUAUAGUUUAGUUUUAUAAGUCAGUUGAUCGAUCAGGUGAAGUUGCUGAAAUGGAUAAUUCAAACAGGCAGAUGACUAGGCACCCUGAUCAUUUAGGUGUGAACAAGUUGGGCAAGAAUAUAAAGAAGAGUCCUAUACAUCAACCUAAUUUUGCUAGUCCUGCUAGGCAGCAACCUCAGCCUCAGGUUUAUAACAUCAACAAGAAUGAUUUCCGUAACAUAGUGCAGCAACUUACUGGUUCACCCUCACAUCACCAAGAAGCGCCUGCACCUAGGCCACCUCAAAAUCCCCCCAAGCCAGCCAGUAUGCGAUUGCAGAAGAUUAGACCACCACCUUUGAGUUCAAUAAAUCGACCUCCCAUGCCCAUGCAGCAUCCCGCACCACUGGCAGCACCUGCACAACCUCCACCUGUGGUUCCAUACAAUAACAACUUUGCAAGGCCUCCACUUCCUCAUUAUGGCCAACCCCCACCCACCAUGAUGCCACCUUUCCCCCCAGGCGAUGCUUGGGCUAAUACAGCUGAGUCGCCGAUAUCAGCUUACGUGCGUUACCUUCAAAAUUCAAUUAUGGAUCCAGGGCAAAGGUCCCCUCAGCCACAUCCUUAUGCCCAUUCGUUACCUCAAGGUCCUGUCUCAAACCACGUUCCACCACCUGCAUCUGGUUUACUUCCUAACCCACACAUGCCUACGCAACCAUCUCCUAGAUAUAGCAUGCCGCCUCCUCUUCCAUCACCUAGGAUGAAUGGCCCACCUCCUCUUAUGUCUCCAAGGAUGAAUGCCCCACCUCCCCUUCCAUCCCCUAGGAUGAAUGGGCCUCGUCCUCUUCCUUCUCCCAGAAUGAAUGGACCUCCACCAUCUCUUCCUUCACCUCGAAUGAAUGGUCCUCCACCACUUUUACCCUCUCCUACUUCUCAGUUUCUUUUGCCAUCUCCAGGUUUCUUUAAUACGCUAUCUCCCAGAUCACCUUAUCCUUUACUUUCUCCAGGUUAUCAGCAUCCUCCUCCAAUGACACCUAAUUUUUCUUUUUCUCCCAUGGGCCAAUCGGGAAUAUUGGGUCCAGGUCCUCAUAUGCCUCUUUCUCCUGGUUAUGGAUUUCCUUUGUCUCCAUCUGGAUUUUUUACCAUCCCGAGUCCAAGGUGGAGAGAUCAAUGAUGUAGGAAAGAGCUACUGACUAUGCCGGGGCUUCUACAGCGGUUUUGCUAUGACCUUGGUAACUGAUAUAUUGUACUGUAGUUUCUGCUGUGAAUUACUUUUUCUUCUGUACUGUAAGAGAUCAUUUGAAAGUUCUAGUCUUUGGUAGUGAUUUGGUUUUUUGUCAAUAUUCAUUUCAGGUCAUUUUAUGAGUUGUAGAAUAUGUAACAAUUGCAUUCUGUUGGUUCCUGUUAAUCAUGAGGAAAAAUAUUCAUUUCAGGUCAUUUUAUGAGUUGUAGAAUGUGUAACAAUUGCAUUCUGUUGGUUCCUGUUAAUCAUGAGGAUAGAGCUUCCUCCACUUUUUCAUUAUGUUGCAUUCUGUCCUCAACUGUGAUAAAUUGUGUCAAAGUCUAACCUUACCUAGCCUACUUUUCAUUCAUCAGUUGUAAACAGAUUCAACCUUAG
Messenger RNA from Oldenlandia corymbosa var. corymbosa, 2079 nucleotides. NCBI's taxonomy places the organism in Eukaryota, Viridiplantae, Streptophyta, Magnoliopsida, Gentianales, Rubiaceae. The record is from the annotation of a GenBank genome assembly.